This is a messenger RNA of Aspergillus pseudoviridinutans, 987 nucleotides long. Its product is annotated as SEC14 family lipid-binding protein. The transcript has 4 exons. The record is from RefSeq and is a predicted model, not a curated record. NCBI's taxonomy places the organism in Eukaryota, Fungi, Ascomycota, Eurotiomycetes, Eurotiales, Aspergillaceae. The coding region runs from base 1 to 987 and encodes 328 amino acids.
AUGGCCCAUUCAGCGACUACGGGGAAGACACUGGAUUUAUUCAAGAAACUCCUGCGCGGACACGGCUUUCAGCAAUUCAGUCGAGAACAGAACACCGAUGACAACACCCUGAUGCGCUUUCUGGCCGCCAAACAGUUUGACCUUCAGGCUGCCUGUCGACAAUUCGAGUAUUUUCAGAAAUGGAGAAGAGAGCAUCAGAUACGGCACUUCUACGAGGAGCUUGAUGUUGACGCAUACGAGCUGACCCGGCAAAUGUACCCACAAUGGAUCGGUCGGCGAGAUCGUGAUGGACGCCCGGUUUACGUAUUUCCAGUGAGAUAUUUCACCAGGGACAAACUUGUUGAAUACCUCAAGCUGGUUUCUGCUGCUCCAAAACCCGCCAGCCACGAGGUGUCUCCCGUCCCCGCAUUCGAGCUGCAUUUUCAUGCUCUGUAUGAAAAUCUGCUGCAAUUUGUCCUGCCGCUUACCUCUGAGCUUCCCCGCCCGGAUAUGUCACGUCCGGUGUCAUCCUCAACGCACAUUGUGGACAUUAGCGGCGUCAGUCUGCAGCAAUGGUGGUCGAUCCGUCAGUAUCUCCAGCUGGGCAGCACGCUUGCCACGGCCCAUUACCCGGAAACUCUAGGACGAGUCUUCGUGGUCGGAGCGCCGGCGUUCUUCAGAUCUAUUUGGGAAUUGAUCAGCCGAUGGUUUGAUCCGGGCACCCGGGCAAAAAUAUCAAUCUUAUCCUCCUCGGAAGCCAAAUCUGUCCUUCUUCGUUAUAUCGAUGCUUCGGACCUGCCUCAGGAAUAUGGUGGCAGUCUAGAGUGGAAGUGGAAAGACCAGCCUAGUCUUGAUCCCGCAGCAAGAGUGCUGGUGGAUGAGUUGUACCACAAAACUGAUCGGGGCGAGGUGUUUCACAAGGGCCCAGUGAUUUUCCAAGAUGGCUGUAUUCGGCUGCUGGGCUCUGUCAAAGGUAAACCCAGACGUAAUGCCUUCUGUCGGGUUUAG